This is a messenger RNA of Caenorhabditis auriculariae, 9862 nucleotides long. The record is from the annotation of a GenBank genome assembly. NCBI's taxonomy places the organism in Eukaryota, Metazoa, Nematoda, Chromadorea, Rhabditida, Rhabditidae.
AUGAUGGAUAGGUUGGCGAUCGCCGUCGUUUUUCUGUCAGCUGUUGUUUUUGGGCAAGACGUUCCUCCGAAACCCAUCAACUACAUUGAUAAUUCCAUUGUUGGUGGGUGGCUUUUGAAGAAGAAAUAGUGAUAAAUGACAGAAAACAUAAUUUUUUUCAAAAUUCAACAAAAACGAUUUUUUGGUGGUAUGAAAAAAAUACGUGCGAAAAUUCAAACGACGACUUUUCCGAUUUUUUCAUAUCGCUAGGGAACUUUCCGACGGCCACCUUUCCGACGAAUCUCUUUCCGACUUUAUUCCCUUAUGUUUUUCGGUUUAUAGAACAUCUAUUAAUAUUUUUUUUUCCUAUUUCUUUGUGUUUAAAUCAUGAACCAACUACCUACUUUAUAUAAGAAGAUUUAAAACGAAGAUUUUUAUCGAGAAAAAAAGUCGGAAAAAGUUUCGUCGGAAAGGUGGCCGUCGGAAAGUUCCCUAGCGAUAUGAAAAAAUCGGAAAAGUCGCCGUUUGAAUUUUCGCUGGUGUUUUUUUCAUACCACCGAUUUUUUUCUCACUGACAAUUUUUCCGUUUUUUUCAUGGGCUUUUAUUAAAAAUAUAGAAAACUUGAGUGGUCCCUACAGGGAUUAGCGGGAAAAAAAGCACCUAAAGAGGCCGAAAAAGUGGUCCCUAUAGGUGCCCAUGAAGAUCAAGUAGUCCCUAUAGGGAUCUUUCAAUUUUUGUUAAAUUUGAUCAUUUUUUUAAAAUAUUUUUUAGCUAGAAAAAUCCGUUUUUUCAACAGCAAGAACAUACAAAUGGUCUAUAAAAAAAUAAUUCCAGGUGUGCCGAAAGUGAUUUGCGCUGAGAAUGACCUUGCGCUGGACAUUGUCACGUCAAAGCCCUUCCAGGCGGGAUUUCCCACUCAAUUUCGAAGAAUUUCUCCUUUUUAGGGGAAUAUUUUUGUGAAAGGCCGAGCAAAGGACAAGUCCUGUCGACAGUCCUACGCCAAUAAUGGGACGAAUUCUUAUUCGCUGCCCCUCGGCAAGUGCGGCAUGCAGCGGUUGAGAUCGGUCUGUUGAGAAAGUCUUUGAAUUGCCGAAAAUAUACUGAGGAAGGUUUUAAGUUGAAAAGAAACGAUUGGAAAAGCUUGAUACUGGCCUUUAAAGUUGAGAUUUGACAUUAACUAUGAUAUAAAAAUAGUGAAUUUCAUUACUUUGAAUGGUAUUUUUUUGUUUCAUCUUCAAAAAAAUUCGUCUAUUUUUUUCGAAAAAAACCUCAGGGCAAAAAUUUCACCAAAGGGGGAUCGAACCUGCGUCAUAGAUUCCACAGCGCAGGCCGCUAGCCACUACACCACGCCACCUGCUUUCAGUGGAAGUUAGACGCCGCGACAUAUUCCCUCCUCCUAUCCAAGUCAUUUUUCGCGUGCAAACUUUGAGAUGCCAUAACUCGACUAGAACGCAAAAGGCACACUUUUUUUCAACUUUAUUGGAAUCAGGGUGCCCUAAAGUACCUAUAUACUAAGUUUCAUCAAAAUCUCAACAGACCUCCUUUUGCACUCCCCGUGUUAGGGUAUUUUCAGGGUAAAAUCGAUACUUAGGAGCUCUAGAGUGGUCCCUAUGGGGGCAAUCUUAUGACCAGUUUACCAACCCCUAUAGGGGCAACGAAAGCUUGCAAAAGUGCCCCCUAUAGGGGACAUGCUGGUCGAAAAUAACUAUGAAUUCUAACAAAGCGAAGAAGCAUUUCCAUGGGAAAAACUGAAUAAAUAAGGUUUUUAAAUGAAAUUUAGAGACCCCUAUAGGGUUCACUUGAGCUUUAGAGACGAAGGGGUCAGACCCUGAACCCCUAUAGGGUUCACUUUGAUUUUACCCCUAUGGGGACCACUUUUUCGGCCCCUACAGUGGUUUUUUCUCCAAUAAUCCCUAUAGAGACCACUCGCAAACCCUAAGAACGGUAAAAGCUUCGAAAAAAAAUAGCGGAAAAAAAUCGAUAAAAAAAGUACAAAAAAAACUGAUUAAAUUUUUUUAUUCAUUUCAGACUUAAUUAUAUAAACAUUUUUAAAACUCUUUUACCAUACUUUAACGCAAAAUUGACGCUUAUAUUAAUCUAAUUUAUAAAAGAAAUAUAUCAGGCCAACCCCCGUGGCGUCAACUUCAUGGUGACGGUGAUCGUCUCGUUCCAUCCGGCCGGUUUUAUCACGAAAAACGACCGAGCUUUCCAUGUCAAGUGCUUCUAUAUGGAGCCUGAUGAGAUCGUCACCCAGAGCAUCGAUGUUAGGUUGGUGAAAAAAUUAGAUUUUUCUAGUGAAUAACCCCCGAGGAAGGUGUUUUAUAGUCUGUUCAUAUUUUUAAUGUCAAGUGCAAUGACGUCAUUCAAAAACACUCUGUGGAUGGCUCGCUCUCUGAUUGGUUUAUUGCACCAUUAUGGGCGGAGCUUGAGCGACAACUUGACAUUCAAAAUCUGAACCUUCUCUUGAAAAUCGGCAAAAAUUAUUCUUGACGUACCAGAACGGCGUUUUUUUUUAACUGCCCAUGUUUUUUACGUAAAGUGUAGUGUGUCGUGUGCAUGCACCUCGGCGCUCUCGCGCACGUUCAAAAUAUUUUUCGCGGAAUUAUAAGUUUUAUCUGAAUUUCUGAAAUUCAGUUCUAUUUUCCACUCGCUGGUGGAUAUUUUGAAUUUCGCGGAAUUACUUUCAACACGGCAUGUGUUUAAAAAAUGAAACAGAUAAAUCGCGUGUUUUUUUUAAAGGAAUAGGGGCAGUAAAAAACGGGGUUCCAGGUGAAAGCAGUAUCUUAUAUAGUUUUUCCUUGCGAAUCGAACGGUGUACUCAAAAAAAUUACAGAUGUUACUACUUUUGAAGAAAAACGCGAUUUUACUUUCCCGUUUUUAAUUUUGAAAAAAUGCUUUGGAUCGGUAUGCAGACAACUGAUUACAGUAGCCGUGCACGCGAUGUUGCGGACGCCUCAUUAGACUCGCAUUUUGUGAGGAAUAACCGGAUAUCUGCUUAAAAUUAAGGGUUUCUUCUCAGAAAAAACAUUUAGUCAAACAAAAAACACACCCCGAUAAUAAAGAAAACACAAAAUACCGCUAUCCCAAUCGAAACCUGUGUAAAAUCAUCAUUUUUCACCAGAAAAACAUUUUUGCGAUUAAAGUUUGCAAAUUAUACAUGAAUAGAAAGUUUCUGUGACAAAAAAACUAUGGUGACAACAGAAAAAAUUGAAAAUCGAAAGAAACGAAGAAAAAAGCAAAAAUCCGGAAGAUGGCGAAGCCUGUUGUCUAUAGAGCAACUUUACUGCAAAACCCCCUUUUUGGCGGGAACUCAAACUUUCCUUUCUCCGACUUUGAAUUAUUUUUUUCUCGAAAACUAGGAACUUCUGUACGUUUCCAAGUUCACCGUUCGAUUCGCAAUGGAAAACUCUAUACAGUACUGCUUUGACCUGAAACAAUUACUGCCCCUAUGCCUUCAAUAGAAACAGCUUUGAAAUUUAAAUAAUAUUGACUUUUCAGCAACUUGGCGACGACAGAGUUGGCUGAUAGUAUGGCCAUGCCUCGGUGCGAAUAUUCCGUCAGAAGAGAUGGUCCCAACGGCCCUUCCCUCACCUAUGCCAACGUUGGGGACACGGUGAGCGGAAAAAAAAGAAAAUGAUUUUUUUCGUUAAAAAAAAUAUUUAAAAAAAGUUUUUACACAAAAAGUGUUCAACUGGCUUUCGUUCAAAAACAUUUUUUUUGGUAUUUUUAUUACCGUAACCCUAAAAAGGGGCGGAGCCUCUCAAAAACGUAUGUAAAAUUUUCAAGACCUUGUGUAGUUUUUGUUAAGAAAAUAAUGUUUCUAGCUCUCGCAGGGCUUACUGUAGUUUACCUACCAUUGAGACUACGGUAUGGGAUUACUGUAGUUGGAACGAACUUCAAACAUUUUUUUUUGAUUUUGAAGCUCUUCUUCGUUCUAAUAUCGUUAAGAAAAAGCUAUCGAAAUUCAAAAAAAUUUCUUAAUUUUUCUCAAGUUUUUCUCUAUCCUCGAACUUGUUUUUAAUAAAAUUCCGGGACACUUAAGUUUUUUUAAUGAAACAGAUGUGAAGCUUUUUUAAACUUUAGAAAAAAAUAAAUCAGGUUUUUGAAGUUUAUUUUUCCUCUGACGCAAAAUUUUGAUGUACAAUUUUCAUUCAGAAAAUUUUUUUUUGUACAACUUUAUACUCAAAAUUUGCAAAUUUUCCAGGUUUUCCACGUCUGGGAGUGCACGCCGGCUGAAAUGGGAAUGCUCGUCAAGAAAUGCUUCGUCACGGAUGGCGAUGGAGAAGACCACGCUGUCGUGGAUUUCGAUGGGUUCGUGGUAGAAAAAUAAUCAUUUCAAAACGACAGAAAAGAACUUCCAUGUUCGGAAAAUAUGGAAAAAGCUUCAUAGAAAUGUUCCUGUUUGCUUCCUUUUUGGGCCAUUUCAUGGGCUAUUAUGCACCAUUUUUGCUGCCUUUUCCUUUUUCCACCAUUUCUUGAGCCUUUAAAAUACUAGAAAAAAAAGGAAGGCUUUGUAAAGGGGCUCUUUUUGCUGUCUUUUUGCAGCCUUUUUGCAGCCUUUUUGAAGCCUUUUCGCUGCCUUUUUGGUGUCUUUUUUGCUGCCUUUUUCCUGCCUUUCUGCGGCUUUUUUGGGGCCUUUUUGCAGCCAUUUUGAAGCCUUUUAUCAGCUGUUUUGCACCAUUUUUGCUGCCUUUUUGCAGCCUUUCUGCGGCCGUUUUGGGGCCUUUUUGCAGCCUUUUUGAAGCCUUUUUGCUGCCUCUUUCUUUUAGCGGCUAUCCUUUACCAUUCUUCAUUAUGUAGUACAAGGAUUUUGAUUAUUUCAAAAAUUUCCAACAAAGAUUUUUCUCGAAUCCCCCCCCAAAAAGCUUGAAAACUUUGAAAAAUCCAGGAAAAAUCGUAAUUUUUCUUGUACACAUCUAUCCGCAUCGUUAAAUAUGUUUUUCUCACAAACAAAAAAAGUCAAAAAAAUGAAAGUCUUUGAAUUGAAUCAAACUUUUUUCGGAUGUCGAAAUUCCCUGUGAAAUGCCCUUGAGUCGCCUCAAACCUUGUAAUCAUUUUUCAUUGGAUGGCAUGUCUUUUUUUCUCGAUCUUUCUCCGAUCUUUCAGCCCUGAAUAACAAUGAAGAGAGCCAUUCAGACGGAAUAAUCACUGAAAAGUACGAUUUUAUUUGCAUUUUAGGCAUUGAAAAUUGGGUUUUUUUUAUGUGGGAGGACCGUUCAAAGUUGGAGAAAAUGUCGAUUUUGGGGGUUUUUUAUGUUUGAAAUUUUUUACAAUGCAAUGAAGGCUGUUUUCUGUCAGGUUUCAAAGAGGAUUUUUGAAAAUUUAUUGACUUUUUUUUUACAUAAGGAUCAAAAGUGUUUAGAAGCAGGAAAAAGCUAGUUUUUAGUAUUUUUAGAAAAUUAUUGCUCAUGUUACUAAGAAAAAUAACGUCAUGAAAAAAAAAACGAGACAUGAUAAUAUUUGAUGAUUUGGUUAAAGCGAGGGAUCAACUGCGAGCUGAAGAGACGCCAGAGAAGUUAGAGAAUCUCUUUUUCUCUAUCGUCUCUUCUGAGCGUCAUUGUCUCUCACUUCUGUCUUCUCGAGCCGAUUUUUGAAAAAUCCUUGCUUUUUGAACAUAAAAUAUAAAAACGAGAGAUCAACUGCAAGCUGAAGAGACGCCAGAGACGCCAGAGAAAUCAGAGAAUCUCUUUUUCUCUGAACUCUCUUCAGACUUGUGAUGUUUUUUCUAGUAAUCCCUUGAAAUAAAAACACUUUCCAGCUGCUCAACGGACCCAUUCCUGCUCAGCGAGCUCAUUUAUGACAGUACCUUGAUGCGGGCACACGCCUCCAGUCAGGUACAGUUUUCUCGAAACUUUAAAAAUUAAUCAAAAAAUCAAGGUCUUCAAAUACGCCGACUCCAAUCAGCUCUACUUCACUUGUCAAAUCAGACUCUGUCAAAAGCAGAUGGGCAUGUGCCAGGAUGUUACGGUGAGGAUUUCAGGGGGGAGAAUUGGUAGCUUUAAGGAUUUAUAGUUAGUUGAUUCAUACAUGAGUUCAGGUGAUUUUCGUCGUCAAAAUGAGUUACAAUUAUUCGUGUGAAGCUUGGUAUUGUAGCCGUGGAAAAAAUAGCCUCGCAGAGGGGAAAAUGCGCCCCAUCGCGAAAAAAAAGUGGAAAAAAUAGCCUCGCAUAAGAAAAAAUGUGCCCCAUCGCGAAAAAAAGGAAAAAUAGCCUCGCAGAAGGGAAAAUGCGCCCCAUCGCGAAAAAAAAGUGGAAAAAAUAGCCUCGCAUAAGAAAAAAUGUGCCCCAUCGCGAAAAAAGGAAAAAUAGCCUCGCAGAAGGGAAAAUGUGCCCCAUCGCGAAAAUAACUGGAAAAAAUAGCCUUGCAGAUGGGAAAAUGUGCCCCAUCGCUAAUUUUCGAAAAUCUUGACUUUUUCGCGGUUUGAUUGAACUCCCUAGCCUUGGUUAUCAUUGCAGAAAUUGAAAAGACUGUUUUUCCAAAUUUCCAGCGACUUUUUCUUUUUUUCUACUCCAGAAUCUAAAAGUCCUUUUUCUAUGAGAAAAAUGAGCAAAAAUGAAAAAUUUUGCUUCCUGUUAUGAAUACCUGGACAUGCGCUUUGAACUAGAAACCUAGAGCCACGCCCCUUUUUGCAAUGGUGAAAUGCACUUUUUAGACUUUGUGUUUGAUGUUUUCGUAAAAGCGCAAUACUGAACCAAACACAGAGAAAGUUAGUGGAAACAUAGAGAAAACCUUCCUCUUCAAUCUGAUAUACUUUUCACCCGAUUUUCGUAGCGUUUUAGCGGAGUGUCGUACAAAAAACCAAAACUACUUUUUUUUCCUUCGAGUUCUUAACCUAGUUCCAUGUCGUUGGCGCCUUUUUUAUUUUUGAGUUUGAUUUUAAAGUGAAAAAAAAAUAUUUCAAGAAAAAUUCCUACGAUGUCUAAUCUUCGUGAGGCCGCGCAAAGUUCAAAAUUUUGUACUCGGUUGAACCUCAAAAAAAAAAAUCAUUCCGAAUGUCGAUCAUGUAAUAUAAUUGCUCACGGGAUCGUUGCGCCCUUCCGCCGAGAAAUUUGGUCAACUAUUGACCUUCGUUCCACUUUUAGGGUCUCAAAAAUUAAAGUCUUUGAACUAGAGUUCUUCGAUUCAAAGGGUUUGAUUUUGAGAAAAAAUGUCACUAAAGGUUGAUUACUGUUUUUUCGAGCCUUGAUAUAAUUUUUGUUUUCAAAGUUUUAUACUCACGAUGUCUAGCUUCUAUAUGCAUAUAAGAAAGUUGCAAGAAGUUGAAAAAUGAAAAAUGAAGAAAGAGACGAAUAAAAAUGGAAAAUAGCCUUUUUCGUUGGUUGGAGCGUGCUCCAUUGAUAACUGUAGAACUUUCUCUUUCAAAUAAACCUCCAUGGCUUAGGUUAAGGUGAUUUCCACUAAAGCAGCUUACUAAUGCGAUAAUUUUUGAAAUCGAUCCAAAAACGCACUUUGACCGUUUUUUUAAAUACACUUAAGUGGCACCCUGCCGUUUCGAAACGAAAAAAAAAAUGAUUUAGAGGCUUUUCAAGGAUAGCUGUUUGUGAAUUUACACAUCCUCUACCGAGAAAACAUUUUUACUUGUUAAAGUGUGCUCCAUUGAUAACUAUGGCUCAUUGUCCCUAUUUUGGAAACGAUCAAUUUGGCUCAAGGUUCCUGUUAACAAACUUGAUCACUUUGCGUCAAUUAUAUUUCGAUGAAGAAUAAAAAGCCUUUUUUGUUGGUUAGAGUUUGCUCCAUUGAUAAAAAGUGACUUAUGGACAUUUUUCGAGUAAAUAGCGGUGAAUGUACUAUGUGCUGUUUUAAGACAAAAGCGCUGCUUUUUUUUUCUCUUCUUCUCAUAAAUUUUGAUUGACCAUGUAGGCCUUGGAUGAGAAGUACUUUACUUUGACUGGUCAUUGACGCGCGUCCUUUUGUAGAAAUUUGACACGGACGAUUGAGGCGAACUCUCGCGCGCAAUUACCAGUCGCUCGCUAUAACCUUUCUUUUUGGACUUCCCUACUUAGCCUAUUUUCAAGAUCCAGUGCCCUUCUUUUGAACCCUAAUAACAGCUGCUCUCGAAAAAAAAAGAGUUUCGAAACGUCGAUUUGGGGAUUUUUGAGAUCUGAAACCAAUCGAGGGGUAUCGCGAUACUACCUGAGGUUUUGGAUUGAAUACGAUUUUUUUUUUAGGAUUCAUUAUGCUUGAAUCUGAACUACGAGAAGGGGGGGUUGAUCAUGGUUAUUAAUAUUAUCAUUAAUAAUUAAUUAAUAUCGCUUUAAGGAGGAUUUUUUUCGGAUCGAAAUACGCUUCAAAAUAAUUAAUAAAUCAUUCAGGCCUCACUAAAUUUUUUUAAAAAAAUGGUAUCUUUUGAUUUCUGUAAAUCUGACCCGAAAAUUCUUUUUAAAUCAUCAUUUUCAAUAUAGCUGACGGGUGGCUUGAGCCACUGAAAAAAAUAGUUCCGACACGAAGAAAAAGUAAUUUUUUUAUGUACUGGUAUCGGGUCAAAGUGCAAUCGUUAGGGUACAAACUGACCUUUUUUUAUUUGUUGUAACCUUUUGUCCAUUCAAUAUCAUUAUUAUUAGCGCUUUAGUUAUAAAACGUGGGCUGAAAAGGGUCAUAAAAGGACUAAAAAAGGGAGAGGCCGCAAAAAAGGUGAAGAAAGAGCGAAGGUGCAAAAGGGUUCUGAAAUUCUCUUCUAUUGAUAAUUUCCGAUUUCAUUACUGUUGCAUAUUUUGGUUCAUACACAGUCCCUUGUAAAAAUUAUUCCUAAUUAAAAAAAAAUUGUAUUUCUCAAAAGGGUCCAAAAAGGGUGGAUGAAGGCCGAUGAAAGGAGGCAAAAAGGCAGUGAAAAGGAAAUCGUUGCCACCCGUUUAGGAACAAUUAAUGGAAACAGACGGAUCUGUAACGGACGCUCAAAGGGCCCGUGAAGGGUCCUUCCGACUUUGUCUAUGAUUAAACUUCGAUUUUGUUUGAUCUAUGUACAUAGGCAAAGUCGGAAGGACCCUUCACGGGCCCUUUGAGCGUCCGUUACAGAUCCGUCUGUCUCCAUUAAUUGUUCCUAAACGGGUGGCAAAGGUUUCGUUUUUACUGCCUUUUUCCGUCCUCUCAUCGGCCUUUAUCCACUCUUUUUUUACCCUUUUGAGAAACACAAAAUUUUUUCUUAAAAUCUUUACCAGUUACUCUGUAUGUACGAAAAUGUGCCACAGUAAUAGAAACGGCAAUCAUCAAUGGCCGAGACUUUCAGAACCCUUUUUGCGGCCUUUUUGAGGCUUUUUAGCCCACCAAGUAAGAAAGACUCAAUAAAGGCCGCAAAACAGAAUCCUUUAAGCGGCCAUUUUGCAACCGUUUUUCGCACUUCCGACUUUGGCAGUGAUUGGGUUUUUAUGUAAUUUAGGAAAUCUAUAUAUUUUUGGUAGGCAUUUAGAGUUAGACUUCUUGUACAAUUUGAAGUUUCCAAGAAAAUUCUCAACAGUUGCGGCAUGGUUUCGAAUAACUUUAUCGUGUUCUUCAUUAAAAAUGGAUUAAGUAACGAAUCGUUUGUUUUUUUCAACGAGAAAGUUUUCAGCCGCCACGCUGCGGGGCCAACCGGGUGAAGUCGAGCUUCUCCAACGACACCGAAGUCGCCGAGACCAGAACCAAACGAGGAGCUUCAUCUACGGUUCUCCGACAUGGCGACGAGAUCGAGGUCGACGUCUCCACGGCGGAACUCCUGGUCCUGGACCCCCAUGACGGCGGUUUCCCGACGCCGUCAACCGUCUGCAUGCCACGUCUUCUGCUCGCCGUCGGACCGCUUCUUUUCGUCACCGUCGUCGCCUUGACGGUGGUCCUCACGGCGAUGAUCGUCCGACGACAGGCCGUCCUGGCCAAAACUUCCGAUUCUCCCGUUUCUGUCCGCUUUUAUUGA